AUGGGACAGGAGAGACCGAUCGCUGACAGAGUUUCUCCGCUGAAAAACUUCGUUGCUGGAGGAUUCGGAGGCGCGUGUUUACUGCUGGCAGGGCACCCACUGGACACCAUCAAGGUGCGUCUGCAGACUCAGCCCAAAGCUGCUGAAUAUGUGCUGUACUCAGGGACGUAUGACUGCUUCAAGAAGACUGUGUCCAAAGAGGGUCUGCUGGGCCUGUACAAAGGCAUGGGGGCUCCUCUGGCCGGAGUCGCUCCCAUGAUGGCCAUCAGUUUCUUCGGCUUUGGAUUGGGGAAACAGCUGCAGCAGACCGAACCCAACCAGACACUCACUCACUCUCAGCUCUUCCUCUCCGGGUGUUUGGCCGGAGUCUUCACCACUGUCAUUGUGGCUCCAGGAGAAAGAAUCAAAUGUUUACUUCAGGUGCAGGCGAGCAGCGGAGAGGUGCGCUACUCAGGGCCCCUGGACUGUGCUGUCAGACUGUACAAAGAACACGGCCUGCGCAGUGUUUAUAAGGGGACUGUCCUUACACUCAUCAGAGAUGUGCCUUCAAACGGCCUGUACUUCCUCACAUAUGAAUACUUGAAAAACCUGCUGACAGCGGAAGGGAAAAGUGUGUCGGAGCUUAGCACUCCAAAGAUCUUGCUGGCUGGUGGAGUGGCUGGCAUCUUGAACUGGACCAUCGCUCUGCCUCCAGACGUGCUCAAGUCCAACUUUCAGACGGCGGCGGAUGGGAAGUACCGUGGGCUGCUGGACGUGCUCAGGACUUUGCUGAAGGAGGAGGGACCUAAAGCUCUCUAUAAAGGAUUCAACGCAGUGUUCCUGCGAGCCUUCCCCGCCAACGCUGCCUGCUUUCUUGGAUUUGAAUUGGCGUUAAAAGGUCUGAACAAAGCUGCUCCGAGCUGCAGUGUCCAUCGGAAGAGAAGUGUGAGAGCCGCAGUAGCAGCCGGAGGAGCAGCCGCCGGAGCUGCCGCCAUGCCCCUGGAGGUGAAGUGGCCGUUCCCAAACUGCCCCACUCUGGCCUGGAGGCUCUCUGGCUCUGUGGUCAUGGGAAUGGUGGGCUCCUACUCCUACCUCUGGACCAAAUACAUGAAUCGCCUGUCUGUCCAUAACCACGAGACGCUGCUGGAGCUGGUGGAGUCCAGGCCCUCAGGUUCCCCCCUUAUCACACUGUGCAACCACCAGUCCUGCAUGGACGACCCACUUAUAUGGGGUGUCUUGAAGCUCAGACACCUGUGGACCUUCCAAAAGAUGCGCUGGACUCCAGCUGCAUCAGACAUCUGUUUCACUAAAGAAGUGUACUCAAAGUUUUUCAGCCGCGGAAAGUGUGUCCCCGUGAUCAGAGGUGACGGAGUUUACCAGAAAGGAAUGGACUUUGUUUUGGACAAACUUAACAACGGAGAGUGGGUCCAUAUAUUUCCUGAAGGGAAGGUGAAUAUGACGGAGGAGUUCAUACGCUUAAAAUGGGGUGUCGGUCGGCUCAUAGCAGAGUGUACGUUGGAUCCUAUCAUCGUUCCUCUCUGGCACGUGGGUCUGAGCGACGUCCUCCCGAAUGAAAAGCCCUAUAUUCCUCAGACUGGGAAGAGGAUCACAGUUCUGGUGGGAAACCCAUUCAGUGUGAAGGAGCAAGUGGAAUCCCUCCGAGCUGAAAACAAGUCUCAGCUGGAGAUGAGGAAGACUCUGACAGACUUCAUCCAGGCCGAGUUCCGCAGUUUGAAGCCUCGCGCCGAAGCUCUUCAUCGACAAACUCAGACCAACUCCUGA
Messenger RNA from Knipowitschia caucasica, 1761 nucleotides. The record is from the annotation of a GenBank genome assembly. NCBI's taxonomy places the organism in Eukaryota, Metazoa, Chordata, Actinopteri, Gobiiformes, Gobiidae.